CUUUUCAUGUUUUGUACUAAAAAUAGUUCUGUUUUUAGCAGUUUUUUAGGCAGUGCCCUGGCAGUCUGCUGGUAGUGUCCUUGUACUGUAGUCUCCUGUCAAUGUCCUGGUAGUUCCCUGGUUGUAGCCUGGUAGUUUCCUGUCAGUCAUCUGGUAGUGUCCUAAUAGUCCCAUGUCAGUGUCCUGGCAGUGUCCUGGUAGUGUCCUGGUAGUGUCCUGGCAGUCUUUGAUGUAGUGGCAGCAGGAGUACUCUAGCAGAGUUUGAAUUAGCAUAUGUCUGGGCCAGUGAAAGGGCUGUCCGCUGGCAGCCUCUAACAGGAUUAGGGGGUUGUAGUGAGGAGGUGCUCCUGGUCAAAACGAUGUGAAAGGGAUUUCCAUUUGUCUAGUCUGGGCCUGCUGUCCUUCUCCUAAUCCCUCCCUGUUCUCGCAGCCGACCUUCAGCAGAGCUAAUCUGCAGGAAACUGCGCAGGUCCUGAGAGGCUGAACUCUCACCGUAGACCAGCUCCUUUCUCCCUCUGAUUCACACUCUUUCUCUCUCACACACACACACAUUCUCUCACAUCACACACCCUUUUCCGUCAUACACUCUCUCAAAUCAUACUCGCUCGCUCACGCAAACUCCUUCUUAAGGCAUACACUCUCUCACACAUCACACACGCUCGCUCUCUCUCUCUCUCACACGGAGGAUUGAAUGCAACGGAAUAGGAGAUCAUACUUUGUAUUGAGUGUUGGAACCAUGAGGCUGGCAGCUCCCCACAGGGGUGGCUUCUCAUGACCAUGGUGAAUGGCCCCUUAUGUAAAAGCCAUGGAGUCAGAACAGCCCCUGGGGCCGUGCAUGGGCAGCCCUGAGAUCAAAUCUGUUCCUGAAGAGGGACAAGGGGAGGAGUCUUACACCUGCAAACAGGAAGAGCUGGACAGUCACAGUUACAGUCCUGGCAUGGACCGCAGCACUGAGAGCCUGAGCAGUGAGGAACCGUUCUGCAGGAUCUGCCACGACGGAGGGCAGGCAGGCGAGCUGCUGUCCCCGUGCGAGUGUGCGGGCAGCCUGGCCAUGGUGCACCGCGGCUGCCUGGAGCACUGGCUCAGCACCUCCAACAGCAGCCAGUGCGAGCUCUGCCGUCACCCGUUUGCACUGGAACGCCUCCCGAAACCUCUCACAGAGUGGCUGUGUACUCCGUCUAUGCAGCACCAGAGGAGGACCUUGUGUGGGGACAUGAUCUGCUUCCUGUGCAUUACUCCGUUGGCCAGCCUAUCAGGAUGGCUGUGUGUCCAGGGUGCCAUGGACCUGUACUACAACAACAGAAUGGAGGCUGUGGGUCUCCUGGUUCUUACCAUGGCUCUCUUCACCAUAUACUUCUUCUGGACCAUGGUGUCUCUACGUUAUCACAUCCAACUGUUCAGAACAUGGAAACAGACUGAUCAAAGAGUGAGGCUGCAGACCCCCAGACCGGCAUGUGUACCCACCAACCAUCGGACUCUGUCGCUUAACUUCCUCAGCAAGAAUACCAGCAAGGAGACUGUAGUGUAGCUGGAAUGCUGCAGGCCCAGUCUACAGAAAGUGAAGGACAGAAUAAAAUGGA
Osmerus eperlanus (European smelt) is the source of this 1580-nucleotide messenger RNA. RefSeq lists its product as uncharacterized. Gene Ontology annotation, molecular function: zinc ion binding; ubiquitin-protein transferase activity. Gene Ontology annotation, biological process: protein ubiquitination. The transcript is spliced from 5 exons. Bases 785 to 1528 code for a protein of 247 amino acids. The record is from RefSeq and is a predicted model, not a curated record. NCBI's taxonomy places the organism in Eukaryota, Metazoa, Chordata, Actinopteri, Osmeriformes, Osmeridae.